UUAGAGCUAGCUAGCUAGUUCCAAAUCGUACCUCCCCAAAAUAUGGUUGCAAGUACAUAUAGAGCUAGCUGGUACAAAAUUAAUAUAAGAAACUUGAAAUUAAGAUGUCGAUCGAGGAGAAGAUCGAAAUUAAGAUGUCGAUCGAGCGAAGCAUCAUAAUUGGAUGUCUCCGGAAGUGUUCAUAUAGUUUGAAUGAAAACAGAAAUGAGGAAAGAAAUCCAGAAAGAAACUCCACCUCUCCAUGGAAGGAUGGAUUAUCUGUCAAGAUGCAUGUAUGGGGGGGCGUAAGUGUAGUGAAACCCUUGUGAAUUAAUAUCCAGACUGUGUUGUCAACAAACCCUGGUUUUACAGUGAAAGCGCCAAUGAAGAUUUCGUCAUGGCAAGCGUUAAAAACCACACCUGGCAUCAACAAUUGGAUGGUUGUAGAACAACUAACGGUGGGUUUUGUUAAUGCAUUAAUAAUUUAACUUGCUCUCAUCAGGUACGUUACGUACGUUCAUCUCCAGAAACCAGUCUACUGCUCUCAAUUAAUUAUUUAUUUAUAUUGUGUGUAUAAAUAUAUCAGCUCAGCUGGUUCAUAUUCAGUUGAGUGAGUCUCAGUAUAGUGAGGAGGAGAACUAAGAGAUAAUCAAAUCGCGGAGGAGGUGAUUCCGAUCAUGGAGGAUGAGAAUAACAACAAUAAUAGUAAUAGUAAUCAUAAUAAUAUUAGUGUGUCGGUGGUGAUUGUAGGAGCUGGUCCUUCUGGCAUUGCUACCUCCGCCUUGCUCAAUUCUCUGUCAGUUUCAAAUCUUGUGCUUGAGAAGGAAGACUGUUGUGGGUCCCUGUGGAAGAAGAGGUCCUACGACCGUCUGAAUCUUCACUUGGCAAAGAGCUUCUGCAGUUUGCCGAUGAUGCCCCAUCCCUUCCGAACCUCCAUUUUCAUGUCGAAAGACGACUUUAUUCGUUACCUGGACGAGUACGUGGCCAGGUUCAACGUGAACCCUCGCUACUGCCAUGACGUGGAGGAGGCUGUUUACGAUGAAGUGGAAGGUAAGUGGACGGUGACAGUGAAAGGCACCGCUUCCGGGACGGUGAAUGAGAUCUCAUCGGAUUUCUUGGUGGUUGCAACUGGAGAAAAUAGCCAGCCUUUUCUCCCCAGCGACUUGCCUGGGAUGGAGACCUUCAAAGGAAAGGUUGUUCAUUCCAGUGACUACAAAAACGGGGCCGUUUUUAAAGAUGAAGAGGUUUUGGUAAUUGGCUGUGGCAAUUCUGGGAUGGAAAUCAGCAAAGAUCUUGCAGACAAUGGAGCACGUACGUCCAUUGUUGUUAGAAGCCAAAUUCAUGUGCUGAGCAAAGAAAUGGUUGGCAUUGGCAUGCUUCUGUUGAAUUACCUCCCACUGAAAAUAGUGGACAAGUUUGUGUCACUGCUUGCCAAGUUCAGGUACAGUGAUUUGUCCAGCUAUGGCAUUCAUCGCCCAGUUGAAGGGCCAUUUCUCUUUAAAGCACUCACUGGAAAGACUCCAGUAAUUGAUCGUGGAACCAUCAAGAAAAUUCGCUCCAAAAAGAUUCAGGUUUUUCCAGAUAUAGUGAGUAUAAAGCAGAACACUGUGGAAUUCAAAAAUGGUAAACGACGGUGUUUUGAUGCUAUUGUGUUGGCAACUGGUUACAAAAGCGUAGCACAUAAAUGGUUAAAGGACUACAAGUUCCUUCUUACAGAUGAUGGAAAGCCUAAAGGGAAGUACCCAAACCACUGGAAGGGCGAGAAGGGUGUUUAUUGUGUUGGAUUAACAGGGAAGGGACUGCCAGGGAUUUUCAAAGAUUCAAAGGCUGUAACUGAAGACAUCUAUCAACUUACAUUAAUGGCACAAAAGUAAUUAAUGUGCAUUCCAUGGGUACUAGUAUUGCAAGUAUGCAGACACGGGCAAGCUUGUACCAUACUAUUAUCCUACCUAUAAUGUGUAUUUGUGUGUCGUAUAAGACAUAAAUCACUCUGUAUGAAUCCCGAGCCUUUGCGUUUAUAGUUGGUGCAUUUUCCCGCAUGUCACUUUGUUCGUCGUGUUUUGAACACUGUAAUGCCCAUGGUUUCUAGCACACUGUACUUGUAAGCCCCGACAUGUUUAGUUAAGAUUUUUCCUCA
Molecule: messenger RNA, 2116 nt
Organism: Prunus avium (sweet cherry)
Lineage: Eukaryota; Viridiplantae; Streptophyta; Magnoliopsida; Rosales; Rosaceae
Source: RefSeq, a predicted model, not a curated record